Messenger RNA from Babesia microti strain RI, 1422 nucleotides. RefSeq lists its product as hypothetical. NCBI's taxonomy places the organism in Eukaryota, Apicomplexa, Aconoidasida, Piroplasmida, Babesiidae. The transcript has a single exon. The record is from RefSeq and is a predicted model, not a curated record. Gene Ontology annotation, biological process: transmembrane transport. Gene Ontology annotation, molecular function: transmembrane transporter activity. Bases 1 to 1422 code for a protein of 473 amino acids.
AUGGCUGACGAAACGUCAUAUACUCUCCCAGGAACCAUUGGUUAUUCUAAAACGAAGUACAUAUACCAAUCUACGCCACAUCGUAUCAACAGAUAUGUGAUUUUAAUUGCCUAUUUAUUGUGUUUAACAUGCGGUUGCACUUACUAUUCAUGGGUCAGUCUCACUGAUUAUCUUAUACUUGGAGGAAAAUUUGAAUGGGUUUGCACCGAAGAUGAGAUUAAAACUAACAGUGAAUCAAGUGUUAAGUGCAGAGAUCAAAUGAUAUCUAUCCAUGAGGGGAUUUCUUUGAUUAAGGGAGUGGAUUUCUCAGUAACAUUUUUUGCAUCUCUUGCUUCAGACAAAUGGAGGCCCAAUGUUAUGAUGAUAUUUGGCGUAUUUCUUGUAAUCAUUGGAUGGCUGAUCAUUUCGUUUGCUAAUAGUUCUAUAUAUAUGUAUCUCUCAUUCGUAAUUAUAGGGAUUGCCAGUGCCAUGUUGUAUUUCCCUGUGCUAAACAUUUUCAAUUUAUUCUCAGAUUAUGGUUCUUCUGUCAUAAGCGCUAUAAUUGCUAUUGGUGAAUCGAUAUCUCAUGCUUCAAUAUUUAUCAUGAAGACUGUUGUAUUAUAUAUGCAUAGUGGCAAGAGUGGGUUUUCGACUGUCACCAAUUGUUAUGUUGGUUCCUUUUUGGUAAUAUGUUUAUUUGGCGCAGUAAUCUGCAUGCCUGGAGCGCCCUUUAAAGAUCAGCUGGAGCUUGGGGAGGACAUCGGUGGUGGAAAUAAUGAAGCGAGUACAAAUUCUGAAACUCUUUCCCACUUUCAGAAGUAUAUGAAACAAGAUACUACUAAACUAGAUUUAUUGCCAUCGCUCUUAGGAGCCAAACUGCAUUUGUCUGCUAUAUCUUUAACAUUGACAUCGCUAUAUUCGACAUAUUUUUAUGCAUAUUUCUACGAAAAAUAUAAUAAAAUGGAAGGAGUGUUGAAUUUUUACAGUAUUUUGGCAUUGGCAUUCCCCUUUAUUGGCAUACCUAUUGGUAUUUUUCACGACAAGGGAUAUUCACAUUGGAUUUUGAUUAUUCAGCAAAUGCUCGCUUUUAUCGCUUGCUUACUACUAAAAUUCCUUCCUAAUUCAACAUUAUUGGGCUACGUUUCUUCUUUGUGCGUACUUCCAUUUACAUCUAUGCAAGAGACUGGGUUGAUAUUAUAUGUUGAAAACAAUUAUAGGGCAAAGUACUUAUCAACCCUUGUCUCGUCAAUGUACACAUGUGGUGGAAUACUUGAAUUGCUAUCUUUAUUACUCGGGUCAUUUAUGUGCUCUGAAGAGGCUAGUUUUAAUAUCAUCUUUAUUAUCAUUGUCUUCAAUACUAUUAUUCUUUGUGGAUUGGCGUAUCUUUACAAAGGUAACAGAUGUACAGACGAAAGUGACUCUUUAAGUGUCCAAGGCGCAUGA